Molecule: messenger RNA, 2478 nt
Organism: Microtus oregoni (creeping vole)
Lineage: Eukaryota; Metazoa; Chordata; Mammalia; Rodentia; Cricetidae
Product: apolipoprotein L3-like
Exons: 4
Coding region: 242-1246 (334 amino acids)
Biological process (GO): lipoprotein metabolic process; lipid transport
Cellular component (GO): membrane; extracellular region
Molecular function (GO): lipid binding
Source: RefSeq, a predicted model, not a curated record
UUAACAAGUCGAUCCCUUCGCCGCAUUACAACCUCCUUCUUCAGGAUUCCCACAUAUACUGAAGACCAGCUGAGACAUCCAGCUUUGUGGACAGAGCAGCGUCUGGAGUCUUCAGCCUUCCAUUCGUAGGCAGCCACUGUUGGACCAGCUGAGCCACAGCCCGUUGUUAUUUCCUCCUGUAGCCUGGACACCUGGUGAGCUGUAAGGAUCCUCUGAGUGACACCAAGACCCAGCAGCUGUCAUGGGCUCCCCAGAGAGGAAAGGCUUCGUUGAGUGUGUGCUUCAUUACCUCGUGGACACGAGGAGCACAGAGGCCCUGCAGCUCCUGCUGACUAAAGAGGAAGCCUGGAAACAGCUUGUGGAAGAAGCUGGUUUGUCCAGGGCAGAGGAAGCUUCCUUGCAUGAAGCUCUUGCUGAGAUCAUUCCAGAUCCAGAUGUAGAAGAUGAAGACGAGCUCCAAAAUGACCGGCAGGAGAGGAAAAGUUUUUUAGAUGCCUGUCCUCAAGUGAAAUUGGAGCUUGAGGAGCGCAUCAGGAAGCUCCACACCCUUGCAGACAAGAUUGACAAGGUGCACAGGGACUGCACCAUCACACAUGUGGUGGCCAGCUCCACCAGUGCUGCAUCUGGGGUCCUGACAAUUCUUGGUCUCGCUCUGGCCCCUGUGACGGCAGAAUUCAGUCUGGGACUUUCAGCCACAGCCUUGGGGCUUGGGGCAGCAGCAGCUGUGACAAGUGUUUCCGCAACCAUUGUGGAGAAGGUAAGCAUGAUGUCGGCAGAAGCUGAAGCCAGCGAGCUUCUGUCAAUCAGCAAGGACACAGUAAAGGCAAUUAAAGAAGUUGUGGAGAAGAGCACCCCCAGGCUUAUUUCUGUAUCUAAGAAUUCCUUCCGGAACCUGGAAGUCAUCAAGAAGAGCAUUGAUGCCAUCAAGCUGACCAAAGCCAAACCUCACCUAGCAAUUAAUGCCAAGUAUCUCAUAAAUACAGGGAGGGUGUCAACCCAGAGCACUAAACAGGUGGAGAAAACCUUAGGAGACACUGCUCUGGCAAUGACCAAAGGAGCCUGGAUCACGGGGGUAGCGACUGCAGGUUUCUUCCUUGUGCUAGAUGUGGUCGGUAUCAUAGUAGACACAAUGCAUUUACAGGAGGGUGCAAAGGCAGAGUCUGCUGCAAAGCUGAGGCAGAAGGCUCAGGACCUGGAGCAGAAGUUGCAGGAGCUUAUCUGGGUUCAUUAUAGCCUGACUCAGUGACCUUUUUCUUCUUCAGUGACGCUCAGAACUGGAGGUAGGCGCUGCCCUAAAAAGUGCCAUGGAUACAUGAGAGGCCCUGACUGGAUCCCUUCACAGCAAUGCUCCUGUGGCAGCAGUGCCUGCUAGAGAGAGAAGACACAGACUGGGGGAAAUGACAAGGUUUAAUUCCCUUGAAGUUUAAACUCUGCUGCAAUUAGAUGAGAUCUGUUGAGAUGCAUUGGAGGGUGCCGCGGACUGACUCUCUUGGAGAUCGAAGACCAAGGGAGAACAGGGGUGAAGACUUAGGAGAACCCAGGAUUCAGCGAAUGACAGACAGACACAACUCUAAUGAGAUUUGAAUCUGCUGCAACUUUACUAAACUUCAAGCAUCACUUUUAAGAGAUUACAGAAGGAAGUUGGCAGACAUAAAAGUUUCCAUAGAAAAAUGAUUACAGACAAUUGAUUAUUCUUAACAAGUCUUGUGGUCAGGGCCAGGUGGGCAGAGCUUUUCUUAGAAAUUCAUCUCACACCACUCACUAAUUGUGCUUUCUCAUGGCCCUAAAUCAUAUCUGCCCUCAAGGUAACCAAAGUAACCCAAACACCAUUCUCAACUGUGCUUCCUCAUGGCCCUAAAUCAUAUCUGCCCUCAAGGUAACCAAGGUAACCCAAACACCAUUCUUCAGAAUUCCACCCCCAGGGUUUGUUCCAAUAUUGAAUGGCCGACUUCAUGUUAUCAAGAAUAGCCUGCCUUUCUUUCCUAUCUAAAAUGCACCAGGGGUUUCUCAUUCUGGCUAGCCUCUCCAUAAAUGGUAACUCAUGCCAUUCCAUACAUUUUCCUUCAUAAUUUGUUCAUAUUCUACCAAAUCUCCUAUCAUGAGCUCUUUCUGUUCUAGGGUAUCUGUAAAUUCCCCAGAGAGCGAGCCAGAGUCUUAAUCAUAACAUUAAUGGCCUGAAUCAAGGGAGGGAACUGAUGCAUCAGUUCCUCCGUAUUCAAGGAGCCAUUAGGAAUGUUUCCUGGUUCCUUGAACAGACUAAGUUUUUAUCAAGAGAAAAAUAGAACAGAAGAAAGGAUAGCAGAGUCAAUGCAAGAAACCAUCGCCAGGAUCAAAGUGAACGAGUUCGUUGAGGCUAAUCAGGCACCUCAACUCGAGCAGACCGCCAGGGAACCGCCGGGGGCCAAGCUCCAAGAAGCACAAGCCGUGGAUGUGGCAGGAGGGCUGACCUUAUUCCAAAAUAUUUGAAGAAUAAAUUUA